AUUGGCCCAACAUAACAGCGCGGAAGUCACCCGUCCUUCGUGUGAGAGACUAAGAUGAUACCGUUGCCAUUAAUUAUCCUCCUGCUUAUCAGCCAGACCUUUUCAGAGAAGGUCUCCCUCAGUUAUUUCCUGAUCGCCACCUCUGGAGCGCCCCACCUGCCCGAGUUUGUGGGCGUGGUCAUGCUGAAUGACAUGCCGGUGGGCUACUAUGACAGCAACAUCAGGAAAGCAGUGGCCAAGCAGGACUGGGUCGAGUCGUACUUGAAGGAGGAGCCGCAGCACCUGAAGUGGUAUGCCUUGCAGUGCCUGCACCACCAACAAGACUUCAACGCCGACAUUUUCAACCUGAAGGGCCUUUUUAACCAGUCGGGAGGGGUCCACAUUCUGCAACGGGUGAGCGGCUGUGAGGUGGACUACGACACCGGCAAGGUCACCGGGUUUAAUCGGUACGGUUACAACGGUGAGGACUUCAUAUGGUUGGACCUGGAGACGGAGAGUUGGGUGGCCGAGAGAAAGGAGGCUCACGCCAGCAAGGUGAAAUGGGAUGAUGAGAAGGCUACAAUAACGUUCAUGAAGCUCUUCUACUUGAACAACUGUCCUCGGUUACUGGAGAAAUACAUGCGCCACGGGGGGGACUUCCUGCUACGAAAAGUGCUCCCACGGGUGUCGCUCCUCCAGAAGACGCCGUCGUCGCCAGUCACCUGCCACGCCACAGGGUUCUACCCUGAGGGAGCCGAGAUGUUCUGGAGGAGAGCCGGCGAGGAGGUCCAGCAAAAGCUCGUGGAACCCUGGGAGACACUCCACAACCCCGACGGAACCUUCCAGAAGAGCGUGACCCUGAACGUCUCAUCCAUCCCGGACGGCGAGUGGGAGGAGUACGAGUGCGUUUUUAAACUUGAGGGCGCCGACGACGCGAUGGUCACGAAGCUGGACAAAGCCGUGAUCAUGACCAACUUUUUAGAUCCAGGUCCGCCCCGGAGCUUCUCUGCUGCUGUGGCCGGAAUCGUGGUUGUGCUGAUUAUCCUCGUAGCCUUCGCCAUCAUUCUGUACAGGAUUCUGCGUAGACAACAUAACAGGAAUAUCUGACUCUGCUCCAGGAUCAGCCCUGCGCACUUGAUGAGUGUAUCAAGCCAAGUUGUGGAUAAUUUUUUUUUGCCAAAGUGUCAUGAAUGCUGUUCUUACAAAUAACGUAAGGUGCAAACUGCCUCCAAAGCUGCACCGUGCUACUAUUGUGUUAGACCAGGGGUCGGCAACCCGCGGCUCCUUGACCACUCUGAUGCGGCUCAGCUACAUACAUGCCGAAUAAUACUUGAACAAAAUAUGAAUGUAAGUUCAUAAACUGAACAUCAAAUCAAGUAGGCUAUUCCAUUCAUUACCAUAAACCCAGAGUUUCCCCCAUGCCAUGAUGGUUUGACCCUCACUAAAAUGUCUGUCAAAAAGAAAUGCAACAAUGCAAUAUUCAGUGUUGACAGCUAGAUUUUUUUUGGACAUGUUCCAUAAAUAUUGAUGUUAAAGAUUUCUUUUUUUGUGAAGAAAUGUUUAGAAUUAAGUUCAUGAAUCCAGAUGGAUCUCUAUUACAAUCCCCAAAGAGGGCACUUUAAGUUGAUGAUUACUUCUAUGUGUAGUAAUCUUUAUUUAUAAUUGAAUCACUUGUUUAUUUUUCAACAAGUUUUUAGUUAUUUUUAUAUAUUUUUUUCCAAAUAGUUCAAGAAAGACCACAACAAAUGAGCAAUAUUUUGCACUGAUAUACAAUUUAAUAAAUCAGAAACUGAUGACAUAGUGCUGUAUUUUACUUCUUUAUCUCUUUUUUUCAACCAAAAAUGCUUUGCUCUGAUUAGGGGGUACUUGAAUUAAAAACAUUUUCACAGGGGGUACAUCACUGAAAAAAGGUUGAGAACCACUGCACUAGGCCACUGAGUAGGUUGUAAUAAAUAUAUGUGGAGGAGGAGCACUGUGUGUGUGGGUGUCUGCCUGGUUGAAGGAGGCAUCGGUCAUGUGGGCGUGGUUGUGUUAUUAAGUUACAGAAAGUAUUUACGGUCCUGUACUCGCCUGUGUCAAGGAAAUAGGAGCGAUGACAGGUGUGAGGUGCUGUAAUUUUGGCUUACCACUUUUUUUUGUGCCUUGCCACUCUACAUUACACCACAAGUCAUUAUUCCAUUGCAUCUAGAGAUGUCCGAUAAUAUCAGACUGCCGAUAAAUGCUUUAAAAUGUAAUAUCGGAAAUUAUCGGUAUCAAAAAGUAAAAUGUAUGACUUUUUAAAACGCAGCUGCACGGAGUGGUACACGGACGUAUGGAGAAGUACAGAGCGCCAAUAAACCUUUAAGGCACUGCCUUUGCGUGCCGGCCCAGUCACAUAAUAUCUACGGCUUUUCACACACACAAGUGAAUACAAGGCAUACUUGGUCAACAGCCAUACAGGUCACACUGAGGGUAGCCGUAUAAACAACUCUAACACUGUUACAAAUAUGUGCCACACUGUGAACCCACACCAAACAAGAAUGACAAACACAUUUCGGGAGAACAUCCGCACCGUAGCACAACAUAAACACAACAGAACAAAUACCCAGAACCCCUUGCAGCACUAACUCUUCCGGGACGCUACAAUAUACACGCACCGCUACCCCGCCCACCUCAACCUCCUCAUGCUCUCUCAGGAAGAGCAUGUCCCAAAGUCCAAGCUGCUGUUUUGAGGCAUGUUAAAAAAAAUAAUGCACUUAGUGACUUCAAUAAUAAAUAUGGCAGUGCCAUGUUGGCAUUUUCUUCCAUAACUUGAAUUGAUUUAUUUUGGAAAACCUCGUUACAUUGUUUAAUGCAUCCAGCGGGGCAUCACAACAAAAUUAGGCAGAAUAAUGUGUUAAUUCCACGACUGUAUAUAUCGGUAUCGGUUGAUAUCGGAAUCGGUAAUUAGAGUUGGACAAUAUCGGAUAUCGGCAAAAAAGCCAUUAUCGGACAUCUCUAAUUUAUAUCGGUUGGUUGUUGCCUGUUUACAAAAUUUUAAAUGUCAAAAUGACGCCCCACAGACAUUGUGUUUUUUAUUAUUUGGCAUGCAGCCUUUUAGGGGUCCUGAUUUGCUUGUAUUAAACACUGUGGGCCUGAUCUAACUACCUGUAUUAAAAUAUGCGCAAACUUGAUAGCGCACACAAAACUGAUCUACUAAUCUCGUGCGCAGAAUAUUCUGCAUGUAUAUGCAGAAUAUAUGCUGACAUGCAAUUGUAAUAAUUUUGCACAUGCACUGUAAUUUGUCAAUUGUAAAAAUGUUCUGCGUUGUGUGACAUCACGAGAGGCUGUGUCCUGGAGGGGAAGUAUAUUCCCCUGUGAUGGCUCCAACCCGCGAGAGUUUUGGGCCCCAUCUGGUGGAGAAAGGCACAGCACAACUCCACACCUGUGGCUGAUUAGUGAGUGAUUGCCAUGCAGGGCUUUUAGGGCCAGCAAGCAUGUCAGUGGGGAAAGCGUGGAAGGAGCGAGAAAGCCAAUUGUUAUGAGCUGCAGAGGAGAACACCGAGCGGAAGGUUGUUGUGUGGAGGUCCGCCAACGUUGGAACAACCACGUGGAACCCUGACCUGGACCAUUGUGGAUGGUGACCAAACCCACCAGGACAGCACGACAGGAGGGGAUGAAAAAAGGAGGCAAAGAUCAGGCAAGGAGGAGGACCGAGGGGACAGAGGGAAGGGGGAGGGGGUCCCCAUUUUUUGGAGGGAAAAUGAGCACCUUCAAAUUUCUGCAGGCCGGACCCCGCAGAUGCGCAGCCACGAAUGGCGGGUGAGAUUUAUAGAUGGGAGCUGCAGGAAGUGACAAGUCAGUGUGGGAAAUAUG
Molecule: messenger RNA, 3813 nt
Organism: Entelurus aequoreus (snake pipefish)
Lineage: Eukaryota; Metazoa; Chordata; Actinopteri; Syngnathiformes; Syngnathidae
Product: major histocompatibility complex class I-related gene protein-like
Exons: 7
Coding region: 55-1086 (343 amino acids)
Biological process (GO): immune response
Cellular component (GO): external side of plasma membrane
Source: RefSeq, a predicted model, not a curated record